AUGACAGCCAUCUUCUUACUACAAAUCUGCUUCGUCUCGACCUGUUCUCACACUCUCUUGAAUGACCACCAAAAACAUUUGAACAACUACAAGGCUAUCGUUGCCAGAAGAACGAACCACGCUCACUCCUCCGCCGCCUGGAGACAAAGGCAUAUUCGGAAGGCCGCUAACGCCUCUCCCUCUCAUUCUUUGCCUAAGCGCCGCCGGGCAUACACCGCCAACUGUCAAUCGCUUCGGGAGGCGUCACGCAACCGUUUUGCUCGUGCCGAGAUGCAGAGCGUCCACGAGAUUCGCCGUCGUUCCUCUGUGGUCGAGCGCCCGCCGGCCGAUUCGCCCGCCACGACCACGACGGCAUUCACACCCCAGCCCAUCUUGCUCCCAAGACCGACCCAUUUCAAGCCCGCAGACAUGCAAGUCGAGACCCUUAUAGGAGAGAUGGAAACCCCGGAAGCCACGACGCCGCCCCCUCCGACACCGUCGACACAAGAACGCCUCUCACGCGCGGCACGUUCGACUUCCAAUGCAUCGCGUAACACCAAUCGCCUGUCGCUUACACUGCCAAUCGCUCCUCCCACCAGCGACCCUUCCCGGCCAGCUUCAGUCGCGACAGCGUCUUACCCUCCCACACCCGCUGACACCUCAGCUGUCACCUCCCCGUCCGACCCUAACGACUUCAUCAUUGCGAUAGCAGCGCAAGAGCGUCGAGUUUUGGAGAUCCGGGAGGAAUUGGCGCGCGCCGAAGCUGAACUCGCGAAAUUGAAGCACGACUGGACCGCCCAGUCAGCUCGGCGAAAGAGAGAGCUGCCCCAGCGCCCUCUGGCUCCGCAGUUUGAGCCAUCAUUACUAGAUGAUGAUGAAGCGGCUUCGAAACGGAGUGUUGAGUUGGAUAGGAGGAAGGCGCUUCUGAGAGAUUUGCAGGGACAAACCGGCCCACGAGAAUACAGACGAAGAGUCCUCCGUGGCGGGCACACAAGGACCCUGUCGCUGCUCUCGCCCACGAAACCGGAAGGUUUCGCUGUCCACGAGGACGCCUCCAGCGUCAGGUCGUUGGAGCUCCGCUCACCAGUGAUGACCCCGACACAUGCGGCACUGCCGAAGAGGGCUUCCUGGCAACCGCGGACUUACAACACGGCUACACCUGGAGUGAAGCAGAUUGCGCAAGACUUCAGAGUAGGUCUCUGGAGUUUUGUGGAGGAUAUCCGUCAGGCCACUGUCGGCGACGAGCCCAUCCAUGGUAUCAGCCGCCCUGGCUCGACAGAACCCGGAAAGAGGGUAGGGUCUUUCGGCGACCAUGACACCAUCAAGGCGCUCAACUCUCGAGCCAGAGCGCCAUUGAGCUCUGCUUUUGACUCGCCCGUCGACACCCCUACGAAGUCAGCCAGACCAUUUCAAGAACGACCGAACCCGAAGCCGGCCGCGAAGUCCACGACCACCAAGGCGAAGCACUUCUCGUGGACGCCGUUGACGUUUGAUUCGUUUGAUGACGACUGGUCGAACUGGGAAUCGCCCACUGUUUCGUCUGCCAAGUCAGCUCGCUGGAGCGGCUCGACCGUUGGUGGAGCUGAAGGAAUAGCUUCAAUGUCCGAGAACAACGACGAGAACGUGACACCACUUAAGAAGAAGUCGCCUAUCACCGUUGAUACUUCGGCCGGAUCUGACUCCCGCCCCGAGUCAGCCCUUCUGUCACCCACUCAACUGGGUGAGCUUCUCCCUCAGGUGGUGAACAAACUUUCCCCUGGCAAUCUUAAGCGCACUGCCAACAACCUCAUGGACGAGUGGGAGAGGAGUCUUUCUCCACCGCGAAAGCAGCAUGACGAAGAGGAGCAGCUCAUCGAUUUGGAGACCACGGCCUGA
Molecule: messenger RNA, 1854 nt
Organism: Colletotrichum karsti
Lineage: Eukaryota; Fungi; Ascomycota; Sordariomycetes; Glomerellales; Glomerellaceae
Exons: 2
Coding region: 1-1854 (617 amino acids)
Source: RefSeq, a predicted model, not a curated record